Myzus persicae (green peach aphid) is the source of this 1248-nucleotide messenger RNA. RefSeq lists its product as uncharacterized. The transcript is spliced from 4 exons. NCBI's taxonomy places the organism in Eukaryota, Metazoa, Arthropoda, Insecta, Hemiptera, Aphididae. The record is from RefSeq and is a predicted model, not a curated record. Gene Ontology annotation, molecular function: N-acetyltransferase activity. Bases 267 to 1064 code for a protein of 265 amino acids.
AUACUAGGUACGUACACUAAUAUUAUAAACAUUAUUGUGUACACCGUGUGCCUCGAAUUAAAGAUAAUUUUGAAUCACAUGCAGUAACCUUGGUAACCAUUAUAUUGACGAUCGAUGGAGUUGUACCGCGGCGGUUGGAGGUACACCGUAUCUUAACCGGCGGUAUGUAUAGGCCAGACAUGCACACUGAAGUAUAGUAAGGAAUCUACGAUUCGCGAACGGAAAUUAGUUUUCACUGGUCGUAAACGAACUCGAUUCGUUGUACAAUGUCGUCCAAGCCAAAACAAGAUUUACCCGCAGAAGAGGAAACGGAAGAAGACUUCAUGACGAGAAUCACCCAACCCAGAAUGUGGACGGUCUUCAGAUCAGAAUUCAUUUUUCAAGUAUUUGUCGACGAGCGAUUCGACGAAGUGUUGGACAUGUUUAAAAAUAAUUAUAUAUACGAAGAAUCAUUAUGCGAUAGUAACACAUUGUCAUCAGAUCAAGAUUCAAUUGAUCAAUUUUUAUAUUUGAUCAAACAUUGGAUCUCUGAUACUCUAUCGACAAUCGUAAUUGAAAAAAGCUCCGGGAAAUGCGUUGGAAUAAUUAUUUGCAGAUUUUGUUCAAUUGAAGAUAACUCAUUGGAGUUUAGCAGAUUGAGAUUGUACGAAGGAGAAAAAUGGAAUAUAAUACAGAAUUUCAAAAACCACUUGAGCCAAAAAGUUGACAUUUACAAAUAUUACAAGACUGUAGCAUUCUUCAGAGUUUACGCUUGGUUUAUUCUUCCUGCCUAUAGAGGUCAAGGGCUGGGCAAAAAACUGUUGGAGUGCGUAAUCAAUCAGCAGUUACCCGAGAUGGUGCAUUUGGGGUGCAACGUGAUAUCCGGACUAUUCACCAACAAAAAGAGCCAAGGAAUAGCAAAUUCUUUGGGCCUGAAAACUUUGUACGAAGCUAAUUACCCCGAGUGGGCUAAUCAAAACAACGUGACGUUGCCUAAAAACGUUAAGGCCGAAAAUGCAACUGUCAGUGUGAUGGCUUGUCAAAUAAAUCAGAAACAAAACUCACCCCUGGUGCAGCAGUCAUAAUAUUGUACGUUGGCGAACCGGCUAUGAUUGGGAUAUAAUGUAGUAGUUUUUGAUUUUAAAGAGUUGGUUUCAUUGAUUUUCGAUUUUUGUUCGAUUUAAUGUACUUAUAACCGCCCCAGGAUAUGAAUAAAUGUUUAAAAUGGAUUUGAAUUAUUUAUGUUUUUAAUUUACACGUUCAACAAAA